Molecule: messenger RNA, 837 nt
Organism: Mus caroli (Ryukyu mouse)
Lineage: Eukaryota; Metazoa; Chordata; Mammalia; Rodentia; Muridae
Gene: Bcl2l15
Product: BCL2 like 15
Biological process (GO): regulation of apoptotic process
Cellular component (GO): nucleus; cytosol
Source: RefSeq, a predicted model, not a curated record
AUUUCAGCUAUAGAUAGCUCUAGAUAUCUGUAAGAGCUAUUCAUUACUCUUACAUACUGGCAAAGGUCUGGUUCUGAGAUAAGGAAAAGCAAAGUCUUUGUCAUCCCCUUUGAGCAGUUUCAUUUGGAAAGUUAGUGGGAACUAUUUUAGGACAUAUCCAAUUAGGAAGCAUAAGAGGUAGGCAGCCACAACUGGUUCGCCAGGUUCUCUAACUUCCUCCUGAGCUUUGUGGAGAAUGUCUAAAAUGAAAAACCCUCGGACUUUUGAGGAGCAAACAGAAUGCAUCGUGAAUUCUCUACUCGAAGACUUUGAGACCCCAAAAUCCCACGCUGUUAACCGGAACCUACAGGAUGCAGAUGAACCAUGCUCAGGAGAGGAUUACUCUUUUGAUGUGGCUGUCAUUGUUGGGCGCCUUCGAAUACUGGGUGACCAGUUCAGUGGCGAGCUGGAAGCUUCUGCCAAUAAUAUCAUUUCGGUAACCAUUGGAGGACAGCCAGCAAGUACUGUACUCAAGGACACAGUACAGUCUCUCAGCAGAACCUGGUGUACUCAGGACCCUACCUUAGUUUUUGAACGAGCCUUUUUGGCAGUAUCAGUAAAACUUCUUGAAUAUGUGGUCCGUAAGGCUCCAGAAGUGGCAAGACGGGUGGCUGACUACGUGACGGGCAUGAUCAACAGGAACACAGCCAUCCGAGAGUUUAUCCAGGGCCAGGGAGGAUGGGAAAACCUGGAGAGCUGAAGAAGAGGAUUAUUCUAACCCAGACUGAACAUCACAUCCUCUGACGAAUUGGGUGGGCGAUUGAUUUCUGACAAUUAAAACAUUCUGUUUUCAAUUCA